GCUGUGAUUCCCUGGCCGGAGGCUGGGAACAAUGCCAGGGGGUGGGGAGGUGGGUGAAUGCUGCUGGUGUGGAAGUGUGGGAAAGGAUCAGCAGAUCUGCUCAUGUGCAUUCUCUUUUGUCUUCCAGCGGAAUUGAGUCCCUCUCUUCGGAUGAAAGAGAGUUGACAGCCAGUGGCACAGAGGGAGAGUGCUCGGCUGAGAGGCACCCAGCAGGAGGAGCCAGUUCUGAAAGCAGCUCCAGCAACAGCUCAGAAGAGGAGUCAGAUGAAGAACAGGAGGAGAAGGAAUCCUCACCAUGCUGUGAUGAAUCAGCAGUGAGCUGUCUGCCACCCUGUGAGCACUGCAGAAAUGGAAAUGAGCAGAAGGAGCAAGUGACCCCUAGGAGACUUGCUGGAGGACAAUUUGUGAUGCAGCUGGAUGCAGAGGGCACUUACCAGUGCAGCCUCACAGGCUUGAUUUUUGAGGUGACAGGCGCUGUCAAGAUCAUGUAUUCCCUCUUAUCCUGGAGCAAAUAUGCCAACCUGGUGGAAAAGCCAUGGAUUGUGGGAGGUCCUCUCUUCGACGUGUGCUGCGACUCAGCUCCUGCUCUCACCUCCAUCCAGUUCCCCCACUCCCUCUGCCUCGGUGAUCAUGGUGCUGGCAUGGCCUUCAAGGUGCUACACAUCAAAGGGGAGGGAGCAGCCAUCGAACCUUCCGCUGACUACUCGGCAUCGCACGUCAAGUGGGUGGUGAGCUCACUGUCACCAGUGGGACCUCUCCUGCAGAGCCAGGAGCCUGUGCAGUAUCAUGGUGCUGUCAUCCUCUACAAAGUCAUUGAUGAACAUCCCUCCUUGUCCUUUCGGGUCUAUGUGGCUACAAACAAUGACUCCUUUAUAAAGGAUAUCUCCAGAGCUGUGAAACACUCCAAUAAGAAAUUUGUGAAAAUUGACAAACCCCCUGUCUGCCAAAAAUUACUCCAGAAUGGAAAGAGGUACAGAUUGGUUUGUGAGCCAGAAGCUGAAAUAACUCCUGAGGAAAUUGAAUUUGUUGAUGGAUCACUGUUGAAACUGAAGAGUUACAUUGAAGUGUACUUGGAGAAACCUGAUGACUUCACCUUGUCUCUGGUUGAGUUGGAGUCGGAUGCGACUGUCUGGAAAGCAAAGCUACGAGAGAGUGACUGGAUCCAUUAUGACCAGAACAAAAACGAGCAGAAGAGAAGCACAGCCAGUAUCAAAAAAAGGAAACCAUCUAUCAGCAUUUUGGAGGAGAAUGGGGUCUGUAGCAAAAAGCAAAAGACCAGCAGCACUGCAGAUGAAGUUGAAGCCAAACCCUUAACAGAUCAGCAGCUGAUGGUGAUUGCGAAGCAGAUGGGUCGGCAGUGGAGGGAAAUUGCCAUCGAGUGCCUUCAGAUGGAGAUGAAGGACAUCGAGCAGAUUCGAGCCACAGAGGAGGAAGUCAAUAUGCAGAAAUUUCUGGUGUUGAGCAAGUGGAGAGACAAGGAACAAAGCAAUGCAACUGCAGAAGCUUUGCACAGGAUUCUCAGUGAAAAAGCAUCCUAUGAGAUACUGCAAACGCUGCAAGGUUUCUCAGCUCAGGGCUGA
Acanthisitta chloris (rifleman) is the source of this 1580-nucleotide messenger RNA. RefSeq names its product caspase recruitment domain family, member 8 (gene CARD8). Gene Ontology annotation, biological process: mRNA export from nucleus; signal transduction; regulation of DNA-templated transcription elongation. Lineage: Eukaryota; Metazoa; Chordata; Aves; Passeriformes; Acanthisittidae. The record is from RefSeq and is a predicted model, not a curated record. The annotation marks the transcript as partial. Gene Ontology annotation, molecular function: protein binding. The transcript is spliced from 14 exons. Gene Ontology annotation, cellular component: THO complex part of transcription export complex.